AUGGGGGCUACUGAUGUUCCGCCAGACCAGCCAAGUUUGCCAUGGCGAAUGGCUUCUGCGGCUGUUAUGACCAUUACUGGGGCGCUUUCUCGAGCCUUUCUGUUUGCCCUGAACGACGUCAAAACGGAGGGGCAGUCGCAGUUUUUAAAGAUCUUGGACAAGCGUCGAGCUGAAUCUCCGGAGCGCGGCCUCAUUACCGUCUCCAAUCACAUCAGCGUUCUGGAUGAUCCUUUGAUAUGGGGCGUAUUACCACUCAAAUACAUUUCAAGCCCCAUGAGCACUCGAUGGGGUUUGGGUGCCCACGACAUCUGCUUCAAGAAUAGCUUCUUCACUUCCUUCUUCAGUCUUGGCCAAGUCUUGCCGACUUAUCGUAUGUUGCACUCGCCGUAUGGAGGUCUUUUUCAGCCGACCAUGACCCAGGCCAUCCGUAUCCUUUCAGGACCCGGCGCCGUUUAUACUCGUGGAAAUACAUUUAAUGCCGGCAAUGAGGAGACUUUUAUCUCACCGGCAUUCUAUGCCAAAAAUCACAAUGCAUGGGUCCACGUUUUCCCAGAGGGCUGUGUGCACCAGCAUCCCCAGCUCACCCUGAGAUAUUUCAAAUGGGGAAUAUCACGGCUGAUACUCGAAUCAGACCCAGCCCCUCAGCUUGUUCCCAUCUUUAUCGACGGAUAUCAAAACAUAAUGCCCGAGGAUAGGAAAUGGCCACGAUGGUUGCCACGCAUCGGCGCCAAAAUACGUGUCAUAUACGGCGAGGCGGUUAAUGUCGAUGAGGCCUUUAGGGAAUCGCGAUCGAAAUGGAAACGCAUGGUACGAAAACAGGAAGAGCUUCUGGGAAAGCCACUGAGUGUUGGUGACGUCCCCGAGGCGCUUAAGGACCACCCCGAGGUUAUUCAACUGCGGGUAGAAGUCGCCAAGAGCGUUAGGGAUAUGAUUCAAAAACUAAGGCUUAGUGCUGGCUAUCCCGAUGACGAUCCUGCUUACGCACUGGCUGAAACUUGGGAGCGAGAGCCGAGGGAAAAGCAGUUCAAGAGCCCCGUGGACGACAGUUUGGUCCAUAAGGAAUGA
Molecule: messenger RNA, 1065 nt
Organism: Colletotrichum truncatum
Lineage: Eukaryota; Fungi; Ascomycota; Sordariomycetes; Glomerellales; Glomerellaceae
Source: RefSeq, a predicted model, not a curated record